GCGCCGGUGAAAAAAAUGUAUCCUUUUAAUCAAAUGCCGAUGUCGGUCUCCUCCUUGUUCUCCGCCUACGCUUCCUUCUCCGCUACCAUAAUGCUCGUAAAAUCAAUGGUUAACGAGCACAUUCCUGUGGAGCUCGGAGCCUACAUCUCCUCCUACAUAAGCAACCAUUUUAGGAACCCUCUCAACUCCAAUCUCACCAUAAUCAUUGAUGAAUCUUCCGACAUGCUUCGCAACCAGGUCUUCGACGCAGCCGAGCUCUAUCUCCAGACCAAGAUGAGCCCAGCCACGUCCCGGCUUCGAAUCAGCAAAGCCCCCAGACAGAAAACCAUCACCGCCGCCAUCGACAUGGGCGAGGAAAUUAUCGACGUAUUCGACGGCAUCCGGCUAAAAUGGCAGUACAACUGCACCGAGCCAGAAUAUAAAAGUCCGCAUUUUCUGCUGAGCUUUAACAAAAAAUAUAAAGAGAGAGUGUUGGGGUCUUAUCUUCCUACGGUCCUGGCUCGAGCCGAAGCAAUUAAAGAGGAGCAGAAGGUCCUCAAGCUGUACAGCCGUGAUUGUCCGUCCUCCAUGGAUGACUAUAACUCUCGCGGCGGCGAUUGGGGUUCGAUGAUUCUGGAGCAUCCAUCGACGUUCGAGACCUUGGCGAUGGACCUAAAGAUGAAGAAAGCAAUCGUAGAAGAUUUGGAUAGGUUUGUGAGGAGAAGAGAGUUUUAUAAGAGAGUGGGGAAAGCUUGGAAACGAGGGUACUUGCUUUACGGUCCGCCUGGAACUGGAAAAUCGAGCUUGGUGGCCGCCAUGGCUAACCAUCUUAAGUUCGACAUUUACGAUUUGGACCUUGACAGAGUAUUCUCCGAUUCGGCAUUGAGAAGGAUAUUGUUGUCAAUUUCUAAUCGCUCCAUUUUAUUGAUAGAAGAUAUUGAUUGCAGCGUUAAUUUACAGAACCGCGAAUAUUACGAGCCUGCCGGAGAUAGUUUGGAUCGGAAAAAGUUUACACUUUCGGGAAUAUUAAACUCCAUCGAUGGUUUAUGGUCAAGUUGUGGGGACGAGCGCGUCAUAGUGUUCACAACAAAUCACAAAGAUAGUCUUGACCCUGCAUUGUUGCGUCCCGGUCGAAUGGACAUGCAUAUUAACAUGUCAUAUUGCACCAUAGAUGGCUUCCAAACAUUAGCAUCCAACUACCUUGGACUCUGUGGUGAUCAUCCCCUUCAUUCUGAAAUCGAAGCCCUAUUAGCUAGGACGAAAGUGACACCAGCGGAGGUGGCGGAGGAGUUGCUCAAGAGUGAUGAAGUUGAUGCUGCUCUAGAAGGGUUUGUGAGCUUUUUGAAGCAAAAGGAGGCUAGUCAGACACAUGAUGAGGCUUGUGAGACACAUGAGGUAAUGAGCAUAGAGCAGAGAAUGGUCGAUUUACCCAAGCAAAAGAAACAUAGUGUUAUUAGAAGAACGAUGAAAAAGAUUACUACCCAAAUUUUCAUGAUGAACAAUUGUGGUGAGGCAAAUAGAUAUCUAAAUGAUUACCUUAAAAUUUCUCAUAUAUUUCAACUCAGUGAAGUAAAAGACCAAAAAAAAAAAAAAAAAAUCCACAACCUCGCUGAGCUACUAAGUACUAACUCAGUUCCACUUUCCCUCUCCGGUGGACGGCGGCUCAGCCCAGUUGCCGGAGCAAAACCAAAGAUGUUUUCUUCGUUCAAAGAAAUGCCCACGUCAGCAUCGACCUUGUUCUCGGCGUACGCCUCCGUCGCGGCCUCGAUGAUGCUGGUGCGGUCCAUGGCGAACGAGGUCAUCCCAGACGAGCUCCGGUCGUAUAUAUCAAUGGCCGUGCGCUACCUCUUCACGCCUCUCUCCUCCGACCUCACACUCGUCAUCGAAGAGUUCUCCGGCAUGGCUCGAAACCAGGUCUACGACGCGGCCGAGCUCUACCUUCGCACCAAGGUCAGCCCCUCAACCUCCAGACUCCGCGUCAGCAAAUCCCCCAGACAGAAGGCCAUCUCCAUCGCCAUCGAGAAGGGCGAACAGGUCUCCGACGAGUUCGAGAAGAUCCGUCUCAAGUGGCAGUUCGUCUGCACCGAGCCCAAGAACAACCACUCCGGUGAGGAGCGUUUCUUCGAGCUCACUUUCAACAAGAAGUUCAAAGACCGAGUCCUCGACUCGUACUUGCCUUACGUUCUGUUUCGAGCAAAGUCUAUCAGGCAAGAGGAGAGAUUCAUCAAGCUCUAUAGUCGCGAGUGUUCGUACGAUGAGGUUGAGGACGGUGGUUGUAGAGGUGGUGGGCUUUGGGGUUCGAUCAACCUGGAACACCCGGCGACGUUUGAGACCUUGGCUAUGGAUCCGGAUAUGAAGAAGAAGAUUAUUGACGACUUGGAUCGAUUCGUUAGACGAAAAGAGUUCUACAAGAAAGUGGGCAAGGCAUGGAAAAGAGGGUAUUUGCUUUACGGUCCGCCUGGUACUGGUAAAUCGAGCUUGAUCGCCGCCAUGGCUAAUUACCUUAAGUUUGAUAUAUAUGACUUGGAGCUAACCAGUAUUUACUCCAAUUCUGAUUUGAGAAGAACAAUGUUAGCCUCCUCGAAUCGUUCCAUUUUGGUUAUUGAGGAUAUAGAUUGUAGUGUGGAUUUGCAGAACCGGCAAAACCAGGACGAGGGAUUUGAAGCAUCAAACACCAAGAUGACACUUUCGGGGCUUUUGAACUUCAUUGAUGGCCUAUGGUCAAGCUGUGGAGACGAAAGAAUCAUUGUUUUCACCACAAAUCAUAAAGAUCGACUUGACCCAGCAUUGCUUCGUCCUGGUCGAAUGGACAUGCAUAUCAACAUGUCUUACUGCACCAGAGAUGGGUUUAGAACCUUAGCCUCAAACUACCUUGGCAUCCAUGGCAAUGGUCAUCGCCUUUGCUCUGAAAUUGAGGACUUAAUGGCCAACACCGAGGUGACCCCAGCCGAGGUUGCGGAGGAGCUAAUGAAGAGUGACGAUGCCGAUGUUGCUCUCCAGGAACUUGUUAACUUCCUCAAACGUAAGAAGAUUGAGAUUGUUGAGAAGAAGAAAAAAGAAGAAGAAGAAGAAGAAGCAACUAAUAAUAAUGUCAAUAAGGAGAAGGAAGAGGAAGAAGAAGAACCAGAGGCAGUUGAUCCACCAUUGCCGAAGCGGAUUAAGCUAACUGAUCAUAACAAUGUAAAGAGAGUUUCGUCGGUAAACAUUAGGAGAAGAGUUGUAAGAGGAAGAAGAGCCUUUUAAGUUUGCCUACUUAUUUACGGUGGUUCAAUAAAAACUUAUCAGCAUAUAUAUAUACAUACAUACAUAUAUAUAUAUAUAUAUGUUUCUGUAUAUAUUGUUAUUUUGGUGUAAUAUUGGCACUUUUUAUUAGUGCCUAGAUUUUCUUGAAAGUGCUAUUAAUUUUUGCAAUCAAUAAACUCCUGAAUUUACAUUCAGCUGGCAAAAUGGCUGAUCAA
Humulus lupulus (European hop) is the source of this 3437-nucleotide messenger RNA. RefSeq lists its product as uncharacterized. The record is from RefSeq and is a predicted model, not a curated record. The coding region runs from base 16 to 3222 and encodes 1068 amino acids. The transcript is spliced from 5 exons. Gene Ontology annotation, molecular function: ATP binding; ATP hydrolysis activity. NCBI's taxonomy places the organism in Eukaryota, Viridiplantae, Streptophyta, Magnoliopsida, Rosales, Cannabaceae.